Molecule: messenger RNA, 1152 nt
Organism: Podarcis raffonei (Aeolian wall lizard)
Lineage: Eukaryota; Metazoa; Chordata; Lepidosauria; Squamata; Lacertidae
Gene: RBMX2
Product: RNA binding motif protein X-linked 2
Exons: 6
Coding region: 99-938 (279 amino acids)
Biological process (GO): mRNA splicing, via spliceosome
Cellular component (GO): catalytic step 2 spliceosome; U2 snRNP; precatalytic spliceosome
Molecular function (GO): RNA binding
Source: RefSeq, a predicted model, not a curated record
CAGGGACAGGAGAAGGCGGGACUACGCGUGCGCGGCCGGUCGGGCUUGUGCAAGGUGGUUUUUUUUUUGGUUGCACGCAAGAGACGAAGAGAACCCCCAUGAAUCCACUAACCAAAGUGAAGCUUAUCAACGAGCUGAAUGAGCGCGAGGCACAGCUUGGUGUACAAGAGAAGGUCUCCUGGCAUGCUGAGUACAGCGACAGUGCCUGGGUGUUUGUGGGUGGUCUUCCCUAUGAGCUAACGGAAGGCGACAUUAUUUGUGUGUUUUCACAGUAUGGGGAAAUUGUGAACAUAAAUCUAGUACGUGAUAAAAAGACAGGGAAAUCCAAAGGUUUCUGCUUCAUUUGCUAUGAAGAUCAGCGAAGCACCAUUCUUGCGGUUGAUAAUUUUAAUGGAAUAAAGAUUAAAGGAAGGACAAUUCGUGUGGACCAUGUGGCUAACUAUCGCCCACCGAAAGACUCUGAGGAUAUUGAUGAUGUAACAAAAGCUCUCCGAGAAAAAGGAUGUGGUGCUCAAACACCUCCAAGUUCACCAGAGUCUUCAAAAGAUAGUGAGGUGGUAGUAAAGAAACACAAAAAAGAGAAAAGCAAGAAGAAGAAGAAAGAGAAGAGAGAGCACCGAAAAUGCGCGAAAGAGGAACAGCUUGCAGACUCGCCUCCUUCUAAAACCAGGAUCAAAGUUGAGAAGGAAGACCCAGGGUAUGAAUGGCAUGCCAAUGCAAGUCAGCAGACCUGGAGUAGCACAUCUGGGCACAAGCAUGCAAGCAGGGCACAUCAUGAACAGGAGUCUAAGUAUGAGCAUGUGAGAGUGAGGUCUCGAGACAGAGCCACAGACAGGGACAGGCAAGAACAGAGAACAAUCCACAGUGAGAAGCACAAGAAGGUAGAUACUUCCAAAGAAAGGCCCCGAGCAAUAGAAAGCAGAAGAUCCCGGGAGUGAUGGGAGAGAAGAAAAGACCUGCAAGGAGGAGUCUUCAAGCCACCACAGACCCACCUGACCCUGUGACAUGCAGGGAGCCCUGAAUCCUUGGUGGAGUGAAUGUUGUGUGCUGUUGGCCUCCGUUUGUUUUUAAGUAACUUUUUAUUGUUUUAGAAAUAGAAAUAAUGAAUUUUGCAAAUAAAUAGACCAUGUCUUCACAUGUCAUUUGUAUAUA